CUGUUACCUGGACACACCGCAACUAGUUUCGAUUAAUACUCAUCAAACAUUGCCUCAACAUCCAAAGUUGGAAAUUUCAUAUAAAAUCUAUAAAUUAACACUGGAUAAAAUGAUAUAAAUAAGCAAAACCUGCGCAUUAUGCGAACAUUCUAAAUUUUAUGUAGCUUAAAACAAGACAAAUGCAUAUCGCCAACUUGAUCGUUUUUUGUAAGUAUAUCUACGCCUUUUAAUUCGAUUAAGAAAACUGAUACACUCGACGCUACAACUUGUCGAAGAAUCAUUAAAAAAAAUACAAUGUUUAAAAAAAUAAUUUAGGCACAGUCUGUAGGCGAUAUUUAAUUGUAUAUGCCUAAAAUUAUUGUUUAAUAUUAUUAAUUUAAUGUAAUAGCAAGGAAGUAAGCAUAGUUCAGGGCCAUAUUAAAAUCGAGGGCUAGUCUUUUUUUGUUUUGUUUUCUUCUCUUUUUUUUUUUUCAAAUUCUAGUGCAACUGGAUAGCCGUUUUUAGUUUAAUGUGAGUACGAACACAAUGCAAGUCCCUUCCGAGAUAUUAUAUAUGGAAACAUGAUUAUAAUUUGUCAUUACAACAGGUUAUGAUCAAUUAACUGUGAUUGCACCAAAAGUUCUAAAUGCAUUUUAGUUUUAGUUACCGACGACAAGGGCUCCUAGUAGCAUUUAGGCCUACAGUCAUAUUUUAAUCGGUUGGUUGUAGUGAAUAUACAGCUAGGGAGUUAAAAUAGCGGGCGUUCAGUAUCGUACUUACUUUACUGAUUGACUUUUUGACAGAUUCACUGAUGUCGUUCUUGGUGGCAUCGACAGAUGCUACACCGGUACCGACUCUCUCGGUAAAUACAUUCUUAAAAGAUAAUACAAAAACACUUUACAAAAUAGUGAAUGCUACGUGGACUGAUUAUAAAAUUAAUAGGUUUGGAAACGCAAGUUAUUCCACGAACAAAAGUCAUCAAGGACUUACACAAAGGGCUGAUAUUUAUGCGAGAAAUAUGACGAUGAACGGGCUCUUUGCAGAGUAUCAUAAUGACCUAACUGGUUACAACGCCAGUAUGAAGUGUUUUCAUGAUACAGAGGUGUUGAUUGCGCUGCCAAAUAAUUAUACACACGCUUCUCAACAAAUUCUUACAGCGAUUCAGAGUGUUCAAUCCGAAAUUUAUAACUACCUUCAACCAUGGACUAUACCUACUGGCAGUGUACCGUUCACGUGUACACGAUUUUCAAAUAAUAACACACGAAUCAACAGGAACGCGGUAAUAAUCGAAAACUUCUAUUCAUUUAUGAUUCCAUUCUAUGAUGACGUCUUGAAACUAUACAAUAUGUAGUGAAAUGCUGUCGAACCCGUAAAUAAUAAUUUUAAAAAAAAACAGUAACUUCUUUAAAGAAGGAAUAAUGUAAACCGAUUCCACGGUUAUUUUAUCAAUGUUUUCAAUGAAACGUAUAAAACUUGUAAUAGUAGUUUAAGCUUAUAUUUUCUCAAAAGGACAUGCAUGUAAUUUAGUAAGGCUUCGCUCUCUUAAGUCAAACAGAUAUUUAUCAACAACUCAACGUACUAUAUUAUUUAUACUGUAUAAUAAAGUUUCGAAGAUAAUUUAUAUUUAUCGUAAAUUAAUGCCACGUUACUUUCACCGACGUAGAACAGAAUGUUUUCAAUGAAACGUAUAAAACUUGUAAUAGUAGUUUAAGCUUAUAUUUUCUCAAAAGGGCAUGCAUGUAAUUUAGUAAGGCUUCGCUCUCUUAAGUGCAACUCAAACAGAUAUUUAUCAACAACUCAACGUACUAUAUUAUUUAUACUGUAUAAUAAAGUUUCGAAGAUAAUUUAUAUUUAUCGUAAAUUAAUGCCACGUUACUUUCACCGAC
This is a messenger RNA of Anneissia japonica, 1865 nucleotides long. RefSeq lists its product as uncharacterized. The transcript has 4 exons. Lineage: Eukaryota; Metazoa; Echinodermata; Crinoidea; Comatulida; Comatulidae. Bases 791 to 1330 code for a protein of 179 amino acids. The record is from RefSeq and is a predicted model, not a curated record.